AGGUAACCUCCUGGUGUUUCUCAUCUCGAGCAGCAGAUAGGCAGGUUCCUCCAGCAUGGCUAUCUUCCAGCUUCCCAUAUAUGCUGCGUUUCUCAUUGGAGUUACUCUCCCAGCCUCUGCUUUGGAGGACACUUUCGUUGCUGCAGUCUAUGAGCAUGCUGUGAUACUAUCAGGAGCCACUCCAACACUUGUCACUCCAAAAGAUGCCUUGAGCCUGAUGAACAAAAAUCUGGAUAUCUUAGAAGGAGCCGUCAAAGCAGCUGCUGAGCAGGGAGCCCACAUCAUUGUGACACCUGAGGAUGGCAUUUACGGCUGGGUCUUCACACGAGAAACUAUAUAUCCUUAUCUUGAGGAUAUACCAGAUCCUCAAGUAAACUGGAUUCCAUGCAAUGAGCCCAAAAGGUUUGGAUCAACUCCAGUGCAGGAAAGACUCAGCUGUAUGGCAAAGGAAAACUCUAUCUAUGUGGUUGCCAACAUGGGGGACAAGAAGCCAUGUAACUCCAGCGAUCUGAAGUGCCCUAGUGAUGGUCGCUAUCAAUACAAUACAAAUGUUGUUUAUGAUUUGAAAGGGAAAUUUGUGGCACGUUACCACAAGUACAACCUUUUUGCUUCUGAAAUACACUUCAAUUAUGCCAAGGACCCCCAGUUUGUAACCAUCAACACCUCCUUUGGAAAGCUUGGCCUUUUCACUUGUGCUGAUGUUCUUAAUUUUCGUGAGCCUGCCAUAUCGUUGGUAGAAAAGUUCAAGGUGGACACUGUCCUCUUCCCAACGGCUUGGUUGAACACUCUACCACUCUUGUCUGCCGUUCAGUACUACUCAGCCUGGGCUAUGGGGAUGCGUGUCAACUUCCUUGCAGCUAAUAUACACAAGCCCAGCUUGGACCUGACAGGGAGUGGCAUCUUUACACCUGAAGGCGCCAAGGUGUAUCACUUUGAUAUGGAAACGCAGAAUGGCAAACUCCUGCUUGCGGAAAUUAAUGCUCGCCCCCGUCUUUCCCCCACGUAUCCUCCCCCUGUCAACUGGACCUUAUAUGCUUCAAGUGUCAAGCAUUUCUCACCAGAGAGCCAAGUGUUUGGUGGAAGCAUUUAUUUUGAUAAUUUCACUUUCACUGAGCUCUCUCAAGAAGCGGACAGUCAUACUGUCUGCCAGAAGGGCCUCUGCUGCCACUUGAGCUACAAGAUGGCAGAAAAACGAGACGACGAGGUUUAUGCAUUUGGUGUCUUUGAUGGACUUCAUGUCAUCGAAGGAGAAUAUUAUCUGCAGAUAUGCACACUACUGAAAUGUAACAGCACAGACUUGAAAUCCUGUGGGCAGCGAGUGGAUAUGGCUCGUACAAGAUUCGACUUCUUUUCCCUCAGUGGCACCUUUAACACUAGUUAUGUGUUUCCUGAAGUCUUGCUCACUGGGACUCAGCUGGCCCCUGGAGAAUUUCAGGUGUUGACUGAUGGACGUUUGAUAAGCAACGGCAUAUCAAAACCAGUCUUAUCUGUGGCUCUUUUUGGAAGAUGGUAUGAAAAAGACUCACCACAUCCAUUGUAUGCUUUUUCAUGAGGUUUUCAUCAUUUUGCUUCCUUUGCACAUUAUCAACAUUCCCUAAGGCUAGUCCAGUCACAAUUAUGUCUCUUUUCCUGAACUCUGUGGGGGUUGUACAACAAGGCAGAAAUGGAACAGCAUCAAUAUAUUAUGUUGCAGGACAAACCAAACUGCUUGUUUUAGGAGCAGUUAUCAGUCACGAGAAUAGAUUAACACACAUGGAGUUUCUCAUGUCCCCCGUUCAUUGCUAUAGCUCAUAAGCAGGAGCAUCAGGCACACAGCAAAGAGAGAAUUUUGCUUUAGACAAUAUUAACAUUUCUGCUCCUCUAUGAAGGGGUUGUAGCCAAAUGUCAUCUGCAGUUAAUGCCAGUUAGUAUCAAUCCAAACCGGAGUAGGGAACCAGUGGCUCUGGAGAUAUUGUUGGACUCCAACUCCAUCAUGACCACUACCUAUGCUGAAUGUGGAGGUUGAUAGGAAGUGGACUCCAACUACAUUCAGAGGACCACAGGUUUCCCCUCCCUGUGUUCAGACAGUUAAAUGGUCAUUUAUCAGGAAGAAAUAAACAUUUCUUUGUUGACUGUUCCUGGAAACUGUUCCCUGCCCGGUAGAGCCAAUACUUGAUGAAUGGUUUUUAUUUUCCUCUAGUUCAUUUUGAGAAGGCACUUUAAAAGAACCUUUAUCGUUGGGGUGUGUGGUCAGUUCUGCCCACAUUUCAAGAGGACACUAUGCAGCUAAGGUCCUCUUUUUGUCCUGGACCCAAAUGUGUGCGUUUGUAUUCCUUCUCUUGCCCGAAUCAUAUGAUUAGAAAAUGGAACCGAGCUUCGUCCCCAUGAGCAUUCUGGGAAAGAUUUGCUGCACUGUUCUGUUGCAGCUUCGUGUUCCUUAGUUGCCAUGUGCUGGGCCCAUGUUUGGCUCCAUCUGUGUUGUUCAGAGAUUUGAUGUAUAUAAAUGGUUUCUUAACCCCAUGGAAACUUGCAAUUAAGUUUUUGGACCUUGUUUUUCUUUCAGGCUUAAUCAGUUAGAAGUGCAAUUUACUUCUAGUUGUUAUGUCACAGUGAAUACUCAGCUUGAGUGGAACUCACAUACUUUGUAAUGAAUAAAAUGUUUUGAAUUGCUCUUUCAUGUUUAUAUUGCUUCCCCCCUUAAAAUAAACAUCAUGCUUUAGUAAAGUA
Messenger RNA from Rhineura floridana, 2706 nucleotides. RefSeq names its product pantetheinase-like. Bases 56 to 1552 code for a protein of 498 amino acids. NCBI's taxonomy places the organism in Eukaryota, Metazoa, Chordata, Lepidosauria, Squamata, Rhineuridae. Gene Ontology annotation, molecular function: hydrolase activity, acting on carbon-nitrogen (but not peptide) bonds, in linear amides. The transcript is spliced from 7 exons. The record is from RefSeq and is a predicted model, not a curated record.